AUGGCAGCAGAACGCCCCUCGACCCCACCUUUGCAAUCCAAGGGCUCAGGGGCAGGAACACUCCCGCGUGCUCCUAUCACUCCGGAACAACAACGGAUAGAAAUUAAUCGCAUGAAGGCUAAAGCUCUUCGGGAGAAACGUGAAGCCGAACUAUCUCAAGCCGCUCCGAAUAUCUCCCAACCCGCAACAGGCGCCAAACGCUCGUUCACUUCGAUGGUGGCAUCCAGUCACCCUGCUAAUAUGCGCGAUGCAUCUUCUUCCAAUCGCCCACUAGACUCGAUCAAACCAGCUCGAAACUUCACAAGCUAUGUCGACUAUGAUUUUAGCAAAAUGACCGAUACGAAGGGUGGAUUUUUGACCCAGGAGGAUGACCCGUUCAAUAAACAACUACACGUGCCGGAUGGGAAAGAAAUACAAAAGCCAGCACAUAUGACACAAAAGGAAUGGGAACGCCAUCAAAUACUACAAUCACUGAAGCGCAAUCGGGAGGGUCCCUUUGAACCAGGUCUAAGUGUGCUGGAUGAUAAAAGCAAGCAGAAGAUAUGUCGUGAAUGUGGCAGUCUUGAAAUUGAUUGGAAAUGGGAAGAAGAACUCAAGUGUUGCAUAUGUCAUGCUUGCAAGGAGAAGUACCCAGAGAAAUACAGUUUGUUGACCAAAACGGAAGCCAAAGAAGAUUAUCUCUUGACAGAUCGUAAGUACUCCGUUGUCACUCAAGAGAAGAGAUACGUGCUUAUGCACCUGCGCACAGCUGAACUUCGAGACGAAGAGCUCCUUCCACGCCUGGAGCGUCCGAAUCCACACAAGUCUACAUGGAACAGCAUGAUGUUGUACCUACGAUACCAGAUCGAAGAAUAUGCGUUCUCCGAGAAGAAAUGGGGAUCGACAGAGGCGCUGGAUGCUGAGUUUGAGCGGCGAGAAGGUGAUAAGAAACGGCGUCGGGAGGCCAAAUUCAAAACGAAGCUGCAGGAGCUGAAGAAACGCACAAGAGUGGAGGCCUACCGACGCAGUCGACAAGGUGCUUCGGGUGGAGACUUUGGCGACGAUCUCGGUUCUGGCCGGAAACAUGUUCAUCAAUGGGGCCGAUCCAUUGAGAAUCCAGAAACUGGAAUUGGUGUCAAGGCAUGUGUAGACUGUGGAAUGGAGGUGGAAGAGCUAGAGUUUUAG
This is a messenger RNA of Penicillium coprophilum, 1164 nucleotides long. It is a transcript of the gene rad14, whose product is annotated as DNA repair protein RAD14. Gene Ontology annotation, molecular function: damaged DNA binding. Gene Ontology annotation, cellular component: nucleotide-excision repair factor 1 complex. The transcript has 2 exons. The record is from RefSeq and is a predicted model, not a curated record. NCBI's taxonomy places the organism in Eukaryota, Fungi, Ascomycota, Eurotiomycetes, Eurotiales, Aspergillaceae. The coding region runs from base 1 to 1164 and encodes 387 amino acids. Gene Ontology annotation, biological process: UV-damage excision repair; nucleotide-excision repair, DNA damage recognition; nucleotide-excision repair involved in interstrand cross-link repair.